CGCAGCGCGCCCGCAAGAUGGCGGCGGCCGCGGCGGGGCCGGGCGGCGGCAGCGACUUCUCCGACCUGCGCGAGAUCAAGAAGCAGCUGCUGAGCGUGGCGGAGCGGAGCCGCGAGCGCGGCCUGCAGCACAGCGGGAAAUGGGCCUCCGAGCUGGCCUUCGCCCUGGAGCCGCUGCCGCUCGGCGACCUGCCGCCGCCGCCGCCGCUCACCGAGGAGGACGCUCGCGACCUGGACGCGUACACGCUGGCCAAGUCCUACUUCGAUCUGAAGGAGUACGACCGGGCUGCCUACUUCCUGCGGGGCUGCAAGAGCCAGAAGGCGUACUUCCUGUACAUGUACUCCCGAUACCUGUCGGGAGAAAAGAAGAAAGAUGAUGAAACAGUGGAUAGUCUGGGUCCUUUGGAGAAAGGACAGGUGAAAAACGAAGCUCUGAGAGAGCUAAGGGUGGAACUUAGCAAGAAACACAAGGCACGAGAACUAGAUGGAUUUGGUCUUUAUCUCUAUGGUGUUGUGCUGCGAAAGCUGGACCUGGUGAAAGAGGCCAUAGAUGUAUUUGUUGAAGCAGCUCAUGUUUUGCCUUUACACUGGGGAGCCUGGCUGGAGCUUUGUAACCUGAUCACAGACAAGGAGAUGCUGAAGUUCCUGUCCUUGCCAGAUACGUGGAUGAAGGAGUUCUUCUUGGCACACAUUUACACAGAGCUGCAACUGAUUGAAGAGGCUCUGCAGAAGUACCAGAGUCUCAUUGAUGCAGGAUUCUCCAAAAGCACCUACAUCAUCUCUCAGAUUGCAGUUGCCUACCACAACAUCCGAGAUAUUGACAAAGCUCUUUCCAUCUUCAACGAGCUGAGGAAGCAAGAUCCAUACAGGAUAGAGAACAUGGACACAUUUUCCAACCUGCUUUAUGUUCGGAGCAUGAAACCUGAGCUGAGCUACCUGGCUCACAAUCUGUGUGAGAUUGACAAGUAUCGCGUUGAGACUUGCUGUGUGAUAGGGAAUUACUAUAGUUUGCGCUCCCAGCAUGAAAAAGCAGCGCUGUAUUUCCAGAGAGCCUUAAAACUGAAUCCUCGGUAUCUUGGAGCUUGGACCCUCAUGGGACAUGAGUACAUGGAAAUGAAGAACACGUCUGCAGCCAUCCAGGCUUACAGACAUGCCAUAGAGGUGAACAAGAGGGACUACAGAGCCUGGUAUGGACUAGGGCAGACAUAUGAGAUCCUCAAGAUGCCUUUUUACUGUCUCUACUACUACCGGCGGGCCCACCAGCUCAGGCCCAAUGAUUCCCGUAUGCUGGUUGCUCUGGGAGAAUGUUACGAGAAACUCAAUCAGUUAGUGGAAGCCAAAAAGUGUUAUUGGAGAGCUUAUGCUGUGGGAGAUGUGGAGAAGAUGGCAUUGGUGAAACUAGCAAAGCUGCAUGAACAGCUGAAUGAAUCUGAACAGGCUGCACAGUGCUACAUCAAGUACAUUCAGGAUAUCUAUUCCUGUGGGGAGAUAGUGGAGCAUCUGGAGGUGAGCACUGCCUUCCGCUACCUGGCUCAAUACUACUUCAAGUGUAAGCUGUGGGACGAAGCCUCGGCAUGUGCUCAGAAAUGCUGUGCGUUCAACGAUACGAGAGAAGAAGGAAAGGCCUUGCUGCGACAGAUCUUGCAACUACGCAACCAAGGAGAAAACUCCUCCACGGAGAUCUCCGCUUCCUUCUUCCUCCCUGCAUCAUUGUCGGCCAAUAACACUCCUACACGCCGAGUGUCCCCACUCAACCUGUCCUCAGUUACGCCGUGAGCUGUGCAAAUAGAGGCCUCUUCCCAUCCCUGAAACAGCCACCUUUGCAGUGAAGCUUGUGUUUGGCACUGUCUUUCCUUGGGGGCAGGAAUCCUGAACCUGAAGACCAGGCAGCUGUUGUGCCAGCACAACAAAACUUGCAGUGGGGCCCAGACAAAGUGCCUGGGCCGAGACCUCAGAACAGUGCAGUGCCAUUGCCUGAGCGCAGCAAAUCCCAACUUUGUGAGAAGCAGUUCCAGGUGAAACAAAUGAGCUGAACUCCCAUCAGGGCCAGAAUGGGAUCACCACUGCUUAUGGCAAGAGUGGUCCCUGCCAGGCUUCUCUGCACGUGUUAACCCACAGGUGUCCCACAAGCUGCUCUCCUGCUGUGAGCAGCAGAGAGGCACCCUGCUGUCAUGAGAGGAAGCAGCAUCUGGGGACCUAGGUGUCAGAAGUGCAUAAGUGACCUGCAGUAAUGGCUGGUUGUGAUUAGGUCUGUGGCUCAAAUGUUUUGACUUUGAAUGGAGGAGCAGUCAGAGGGAUACCAUUAAAUGUCGAUGACUGAA
Molecule: messenger RNA, 2320 nt
Organism: Alligator mississippiensis (American alligator)
Lineage: Eukaryota; Metazoa; Chordata; Crocodylia; Alligatoridae
Gene: CDC23
Product: cell division cycle 23
Exons: 16
Coding region: 18-1775 (585 amino acids)
Biological process (GO): cell division
Cellular component (GO): anaphase-promoting complex
Molecular function (GO): protein binding
Source: RefSeq, a predicted model, not a curated record